UGGAAGAUGAGAAGAGUGUCCAUGUUGCAGCUGGGUUGAGUGUUGCUGGUUCUAUUUUGGUGGACCACAUAAUGACAGAGUCGCAGUGAAUGAAAGUCACCUCCCUCUUGACAAACCCAUAUAAGUUCUUCUACUUUCCUCAGGAUCUCCUGGCUGGCUUCCUGGGGACACCGUCGAGCAGCAACCUACUCUUCUUCACCACUGCACCGCCGCGAUGGACAACUACUCGUACAACUUCCCCUCGGACUGCACCCCGCUCACCAACUGCAAGUCUGCCCGCAAACCAGCCGGUUCCACCGUGGUCAACAUGGGCCACGUGGGCAAGAACCCUCCUCGGGACUACCUGGUCUGGUCCCUGUGCAACACCUUGUACGUCAACUUCUGCUGCCUGGGAUUCAUGGCGCUCCUCUACUCCAUCAAGGCUCGGGACCAGAAGACUCAGGGCAACCUGCAGCUGGCCCAGGAGUGCUCGGACAAAGCCAAGUGGUACAACAUCCUGGCGGCCGGAUGGAACCUGCUGAUUCCUCUGCUGGCCGUGGUGCUGCUGGUGCUCCUGCUGGUCCACCUGGGCUCCUCGCAGGGCUCCUUCGACUUCCUGGGAGAGGACGGCUUCCAGAACUUCAUCAAACUGUUCAGUUGGUAGACGGAACGAGCGGAAAGAGCCGUUUGAUUCAUUUGACACACUUUGCUUUUAUUUAUUGUAUUUAUGCAACCUUCAAAGCUCGUUCCUACGUGAGUCAGUCUUUAGCGACGCUCGCUGAUGCUUCCCUUUACCAUUUUGACCUGUCACGUGUGUCCCUAAACCCCCAAACAUCUUUGUGACAACUUAGUGCAGUAAAGACAAACAUCAACAUGCCAGACCAUCGCUUGCUCUUCCUGCUCCUGCGAGAGGCUGCAAGAAAGGCUUCGCCACACAUCUUAAAAUGAAGAUGUGGGAGCUGUACGUUUGAUCAUGAUGUGAUGUUAGCACUUCAACUUGGUGUUGUUUUCUCCUUGGUGUUACUACGCUGUAUGCGGUAUUUCUUGUAGUACACACACACGAGGCUCAUGAGCAUUAAAGCGACACACACACACACACACACGCACACACACGUAUACCUUAUGAAAAAUGUUGAUGAUGUGGCAGCUUUUAUUUUGUAAACAUUGCUAUGCGUGAUGCUGUCUUCUUGUGGUGUUUCUGAUGAAUAAUACUCACCUUUUCUUUGCAAAGCUGCAUCGUGUAUUUUUUAAGGGGGAAGAAAGGCUGUCGUGCUUCUGCUUUGAAAAGUUAAUUUUUUUUUUUUUUUAAUUGGCAGGCGUGUCCGCUCGGGUCUUUCAUCCCAGCUGCCAGCAAAC
Messenger RNA from Dunckerocampus dactyliophorus (ringed pipefish), 1335 nucleotides. It is a transcript of the gene ifitm5, whose product is annotated as interferon induced transmembrane protein 5. Bases 215 to 643 code for a protein of 142 amino acids. Lineage: Eukaryota; Metazoa; Chordata; Actinopteri; Syngnathiformes; Syngnathidae. The transcript is spliced from 2 exons. Gene Ontology annotation, cellular component: plasma membrane. The record is from RefSeq and is a predicted model, not a curated record.